AUGGGCUGCGGCGGCUCCAAGCCCGAGGACCAGGAGAGCAAGGCGCGCUCGGAUGAGAUCGAGAACCAGCUGCGCAAGGACCGCAUGGCCAUGAGGAAUGAGAUCAAGAUGCUCCUUCUCGGCGCCGGCGAGUCGGGCAAGUCGACCAUCCUCAAGCAGAUGAAGCUCGUCUACGAGGGCUCGUACACCGACAAGGAGCGCGAGAACUACAAGGAGAUCAUUUACUCCAACACGGUCCAGAGCAUGCACGUCAUCCUCGACGCGAUGGAGAUGAUGGGCAUCUCGCUCGCGACGCCAGAAGGCGGGCGGCACCAGGAGACGGUCAUGUCGCAGCCGCACCAGAUCGAGGCCGACUUCCUCCCGCCCGACGUGACCGAGGCCAUCAUCGAGCUGUGGAAGGACCCGGGCGUCCGAGAGUGCUUCGGCCGCAGCCGCGAGUACCAGUUGAACGACUCGGCGCAGUACUACUUCGACUCGAUCACGCGGAUAGGCUCGCGCAACUACGUCCCGUCCGACCAGGACGUCCUGCGCUCGCGCGUCAAGACGACCGGCAUCACCGAGACGACGUUCCAGAUCGGCGAGCUCAAGUACCGCAUGUUUGACGUCGGCGGUCAGCGCUCGGAGCGCAAGAAGUGGAUCCACUGCUUCGAGAACGUCACGGCCAUCCUGUUCCUCGUCGCCAUCUCGGAGUACGACCAGAUGCUGUACGAGGACGAGGCGAUCAACCGCAUGCAGGAGGCGCUCGUCCUGUUCGACUCGAUCUGCAACUCGCGGUGGUUCGUCCGCACGUCCAUCAUCCUCUUCCUCAACAAGAUCGACCUCUUCCGCGAGAAGCUCCCGCGCUCGCCCAUCGCCAACUUCUUCCCCGACUACACCGGCGGUUCGGACCUGCAGGCGGCGUGCGACUACUUCUCGAGCCGGUUCGUGUCGCUCAACCAGAGCUCGGCGAAGCAGAUCUACGUCCACUUUACGUGCGCGACCGACACCCAGCAGAUCAAGUUCGUCCUCUCGGCCGUCAACGACAUUGUGAUCCAGGUCAACCUGCGGGAUUGUGGCCUUCUCUAG
This is a messenger RNA of Rhodotorula graminis WP1, 1065 nucleotides long. RefSeq lists its product as uncharacterized. The record is from RefSeq and is a predicted model, not a curated record. Gene Ontology annotation, cellular component: heterotrimeric G-protein complex. Gene Ontology annotation, biological process: G protein-coupled receptor signaling pathway. Lineage: Eukaryota; Fungi; Basidiomycota; Microbotryomycetes; Sporidiobolales; Sporidiobolaceae. The transcript has 7 exons. The coding region runs from base 1 to 1065 and encodes 354 amino acids. Gene Ontology annotation, molecular function: GTPase activity; GTP binding; G protein-coupled receptor binding.